AUGGAACCGCACACGGUGCGGGCGAAGAUCGAAGGGCUGGAGGCGCUGCUCCCCGGGAUGGACGGCCUCGCACUCGUGGGCUCUCGGCCGCACCUCUUGGGCUUCGACGUCCGCCGAAACGUCUCCCUGAAGGUCUCCAGGCUGAGGGAGCUGAUGAUGGACCAGUCGCUGCCCCCGCAGCAGCGGAGGGGGCAGCAGCCGGGGAGGGGGCAGCAGGAAACGUCUAACAUGGCCAACGGUACAGAUGCCAGCGACGACCUUGUGGCCGCUGUGGCUCGCUGCCCGUCCUUGCUGACGCUCAGCUCCGACACAUCCAUGCGGAAGGUGGAGAAGCUUCAGGAGGCUCUGCCCUCGGGGCUGGUAGCGAGAACGAUCGUCGCGAAGGAGCCACGGGUGAUGUCGCUCGACAUGACCUCCACCGUCCCGCGAAAGCUGGCGGACCUUGCGCGCGCGUUCACAGAGCACGCCGGGGGCGCCGCCACCGCCGCCGCAGGAGGAGGCAGCGGCAGCGUUGACGACGACGACGAAGCAACGGCGGCGGUGAUGAUGGCGCAGACGCUCCGGUACAACCCCAACGCGCUGCGGUUCGACCCAGCCACCCUGGCGCGAAAGCUCGGGGUCCUGCGCGGCGCGGGCCUCUCCGCCGAGACCGUCUGCCGGGUGGUCGGGGGCGCACCGAGGUGCCUCUCGGCCGCGGCGGGGACGCUGGAGGCGAGGGUUUCAGCGCUGAGGGAGGCGUUUCCGUCGGUGCCGCUGAGCCGCUUGCUGGGGGAGGCCCCGUGCCUGCUGCAGAAGACGAUCGACCCUGUGGCGAAGAUCGAAGUCCUACAAGAACUGUUCCCGUCGUUGGACCCGGUGCUCCUCGUGGAGGGGGCUCCGAUGUUGCUGGCGCUGAGCGAGAACACCCUCAGGGUCAAGCGAGACGCCUGGAGGAGCAUCCUGGAGAACAGGGUGGACGUCCCUUGGGAGCAGGUCGUCGCCGAUUUCCCGCAGUUGCUCUGCCAGGGGUUGGGCAGGGCUGCACGCGUCCCGUUCCUCCUCCUCGAUGACCCGCCUGCGGUUGCAUCAACGACAAUGGCCGUGUCUCGUGCACCCCCGGGCCGCGAUAGCGAUAGGGUAGUGGCGACGGCGGCGGCGAUGGUGGCGGCCGAGGGGGUCGGGGAUGAGGUCCUACCUGCCACCCAUGCCCCCGGUGUUGCUUCGGACGGCGUUGCCGCUGGCGAUGGCGUUGGCGCAGCCGCCGCCGCCGCCGCCGCCGGAGGCGGCAGCUGGAGUAGCGGCGUUGGGAAGGAGAGGAGUGUCGGUGGUGGCGUUGACGGGGGCAGCGGCGUGGCCCCGAGGACAAUGUCGGCAGCGGCUGCCUUCCGCGAAAUCUGCAGACAGCUGCGGGUGACAGCGGUGGUGGUGGUGGUGGUGGUGGUGGCGCUAGUCGCGGUGUCGCCAGAGUUGAGGAGGAGGGAGAAGGUGUGGUGGACUGUUCCUCGCCCCCCGUGGUGA
Messenger RNA from Ectocarpus siliculosus, 1497 nucleotides. Lineage: Eukaryota; Phaeophyceae; Ectocarpales; Ectocarpaceae. The record is from the annotation of a GenBank genome assembly.